AUGCUAUCACACCCUACAAUGAACGGUAUAUGUUGCCCUCCAAACAUCCUAGGCCAAGAAGCAAUCGGCAUAGUCGAAGAAGUCGGACCAAAAGUCAGGACCCUCAAAGCCGGUGACCGGGUCAUCAUCUUACCCGUCAUUGCGUGUGGAAGCUGUGAUUAUUGUCAGCGGGAGGAGUACUCGCUGUGCGGGAAUACCAAUCCAUCGAAGGAGAUGAAGGCUGAGUAUUGUCGUGUUCCAAAUGCCGAUUUGACAUGUAUUCGGGCACCGCGUGGAGUUGAUGCGAGGAAGUUGCUUGGACUGAGUAAUGUCAUUACAACUGCUUGGCAUGCGCUAGAAUUGGCCGAGGUGCAGGAAGGCGAUGUUGUUGGUGUUUGGGGUUGUGGACCUAUUGGACUUGCGGUGCAGCAGUUAGCAAUGCUGCGCGGAGCGAAGAAGGUGUAUGCUAUGGAUCGGGAUUCGCAGCGACUGCGGAGCGCUGAGGAUUUCGGGAUGACGCCUGUUGAUGUGUCGCUUCAUCAAGAGGUUGGGGAGUACCUUCUGUCUAUUCAGGAAGAGGGUCUUGAUCGGGCUAUUGAGGCGAGUGGGUUCCGUAGUGUGCAGAAGCCUCCACAUGCUGCUAUGCGUGCUAUUGGGUUGGAGCGGGAUAGUGGGGAUACAUUGGAGGAUAUCAUCAAGGCUACGCGCAAGGGUGGCAAUGUUGCAUUGGUUGGGGACUUCUUCUUCACGACGCACGACUUUCCUAUUGGGCCGAUGAUGCAGAAGGCAUUGAGGGUCCGCGGGGGUCAAGUGUGUCCACAGAAGUAUUAUCCAUUCCUACUGGACCUGGUUGUUCAGGGGAAACUCGAUCCGUCAUCGAUGUUCACGUAUGAAGAUGUAUUCGAGAACAUCGCCGAGGAGUACCACAAGUUCACGCGCCAUGAAGUGCCCGGUAGACUAAAGGUAUGCUUAGUGACAUCGUUUGGACGCAGAGAACAAAAUCAAGAGAGCGGUGACAUGAACGCCGCUCAAGAAAGCUAG
Messenger RNA from Penicillium arizonense, 1020 nucleotides. Its product is annotated as putative formaldehyde dehydrogenase. The transcript is spliced from 3 exons. The record is from RefSeq and is a predicted model, not a curated record. The coding region runs from base 1 to 1020 and encodes 339 amino acids. NCBI's taxonomy places the organism in Eukaryota, Fungi, Ascomycota, Eurotiomycetes, Eurotiales, Aspergillaceae.